AGCCAGAAAUUCAGCGGGGCCUCGGACGCUGCCCGAGAUCAGAGCAAGGCCAAGAAAGAGGAGCCCGAGGAAGAGGAGGCUGACAUGAAGGCAGUUGCCACCUCGCUGGACGGCAGGUUCCUAAAGUUUGAUAUUGAACUCGGGAGGGGAUCCUUCAAAACGGUCUAUAAGGGUCUGGACACGGAGACGUGGGUGGAAGUUGCAUGGUGCGAGCUUCAGGACAGAAAACUCACAAAGGUAGAGAGGCAGAGAUUUAAAGAGGAAGCAGAGAUGUUGAAAGGUCUGCAGCAUCCAAACAUCGUGAGGUUUUACGACUUCUGGGAGUCCUGUGUGAAAGGCAAAAGGUGCAUCGUGCUGGUGACCGAACUGAUGACCUCUGGAACGCUGAAGACGUAUCUGAAGAGAUUUAAAGUGAUGAAACCAAAAGUCUUGCGUAGUUGGUGCCGGCAAAUCCUGAAGGGUCUGCUUUUCUUGCACACAAGAACUCCACCAAUAAUUCACAGAGACUUAAAAUGUGACAAUAUUUUUAUUACUGGACCAACUGGAUCUGUGAAGAUCGGAGAUUUGGGUCUGGCCACCCUGAAGAGAGCUUCGUUUGCCAAAAGUGUAAUAGGUACACCAGAAUUCAUGGCCCCGGAAAUGUAUGAGGAACACUACGAUGAAUCCGUGGAUGUCUACGCUUUUGGAAUGUGCAUGUUGGAAAUGGCUACCUCAGAAUACCCUUACUCAGAAUGCCAGAAUGCUGCUCAAAUUUACCGGAAAGUAACCUGUGGUAUAAAGCCAGCAAGCUUUGAGAAAGUUACUGAUCCUGAAAUUAAGGAGAUAAUUGGGGAGUGCAUUUGCAAAAAUAAAGAAGAAAGAUACGAAAUUAAAGAUUUAUUAAGCCAUGCCUUUUUUGCUGAAGAUACUGGGGUAAGAGUGGAACUUGCAGAAGAAGACCAUGGUAGGAAAUCCUCUAUUGCCUUAAGACUCUGGGUAGAAGAUCCUAAGAAACUGAAAGGAAAACCCAAAGAUAAUGGAGCCAUUGAGUUUACUUUUGAUCUGGAGAAGGAAACUCCUGAUGAUGUUGCACAAGAAAUGAUUGACUCUGGAUUUUUUCAUGAAAAUGAUCUCAAGAUCGUUGCGAAGUCAAUACGCGACAGAGUAGCACUGAUCCUGUGGAGGAGAGAGAGGAUUUGGCCUCGGAUGCAGUCGGAGGAACGUCGGGACUCGGAGUGCCUGGAGAAGGCGAAGACGCCGCAUGCGCAGCAGGUCCAGGUCACCUACCUGUCCCACGCCGGCCACCAUGCGCUGUCGGAGUCGGAGGAGCCCGAGGCGGACCAGCACCCCUUCCAGCAGAACCUGCCCACCAGCGCCGCGUCCGUCGCCUCCGACAGCACGUUUGACAGUGGCCAGGGGUCCACCGUCUAUUCGGACUCCCAAAGCAGCCAGCAGAGCGUUGUCUACUCGUCGCUGCCGGAGCCGGUCCCUCCUGCCAUCCAGCGCGUGUACAGCCCACCUCUGAGCGAGAGCCAGGCUGUGCCCCACAGCCUGCAGCCGCUGGGGCACUACCAGCAGCCCUCGGCAGUAAAGCGUGGGCGCGUCAUGUCCUUCGGCAGUGCUGUGGCUCCGUGCCGCGGCCCCGGCGCGGACGUGCCCAGCCUGCCAAGUCCAGCCCCGGCCAAGAUUCCUCAGUUUCCUGUCAUUCCUGCGCUUACUCCUCUGGCAGGGCUUGACAGCCUGCCUCCAAACCUCUCCGAUAUACCUGCUGCAAACGUGCCCCCCAUCCCUGCUCCUUCGCAGUAUUUCGCUCCGGCCGUCAUUUUGCCCAGCCUCCCCAUGAACCCCGCGCUGCCCAUGGCGCCCAGCUCCCCCGCCCUCCCCAUGCAGGCCCUCAACCUUCCUCACACCACCGUGGCUUCUUUGGUCUUGCCCUGCCAAACGCCUGCCUGCGCCCGCCGCGGGGCACCAGCCGUGUGUUCGCAGAUGCACGGACACGCUCAGUACGCUGUGGAAGCUGGAGCCCAGGUGCCCGUGCUGCCUGUGCAACCCUCGAUAGAGCAGGCAAUGCAGGACAAACUUCAGACUCUCUCACAGAGCUGUGACAGCUACAUGAGUCCCGAUGUUGCUUCGGGCAAAGAGAUGAGUGACAGCUUUGAAGGAGCAAUAGGAGGUGGAAAACAAGAAGGGAAGUCUUCAAAGAAACAUAAGAAAUCUACACGCGCUCGUUCACGCCAGGAGAAGACCAGCAGGCCAAAACUGACCAUCCUAAAUGUUUGCAACACGGGGGACAAGAUGGUGGAGUGCCAGCUUGAAACACACAAUCACAAGAUGGUGACUUUUAAGUUUGAUUUGGACGGCGAUGCGCCAGAGGAGAUUGCGACUUACAUGGUAGAGAAUGAAUUCAUAUUGCAGAGUGAAAAAGAGACCUUUAUUGAACAAAUGAAAGAUAUUAUUGAUAAGGCAGAAGACAUGCUCAGUGAAGAUACGGAAGGAGAACGAAGUUCUGAUCAGGGGACGAGUCCGCAGCAAGAUACCGACAGGCUGGAGAUGAACGAGGAGAAGCGGCAGUCUCAAAUGAAGACACCCGUGUACCAACAAAACGUUUUACAUACUGGGAAAAGGUGGUUUAUUAUAUGUCCUGUUGUGGAAAACUCUACUACGGAUGCACCAGAAUUUUCUCCACCGGUAACUCAGAGCACACAGCAAUCUGAAGGACCAGAACUGGAGCCGUUGGACGACCAGCAAGUGAGCUCCGCGGUGAUGGACCUGCCUGGUGCCUUGCCUGGUCAGCAGCUUCCCCUGCAAGCCGGCGUAUGCGACAGCCCCCAGCAGCAGCCACCGCCCGGCACGGCCGAGUCCGACGGGGAGGGACCGCCCAGGGUGGACUUCGUUGACAACACAAUCAAAAGCCUUGAUGAGAAACUGCGCAAUUUGCUUUACCAGGAAUACGUUCCUACGUCCUCUGCGUCGGCAGGGACUCCAGACCCCUCUGUCCCGCUGGAACAGGGCGACAGCGAAUUGAACUUGCCGCCUUUUCCAGAAGAUCAAGUUCCCGUGUUGGAUUUGAGAGAACCAAGCCAUAAAGUUGCAGAUGCCGGCCAGGAGGUGAAAGCUGCUGCCGAGGCCGUGUCGAUGCCUCUCGUACCACCGGAGACCUCAGCCUACCCGACCCUGUUUGAAAAGUCGGAGGUCGCCGGCAUCGGUGCUUAUUCCUCGGAAGCGAGAGGUGGGUCAGCAAGCAGACAAGGUUCAGCUGCAAGCAUCACUUUGCCUCCUGCUGCUACAACAAAAGGCCUCCUUCAGGUUGCACCUACGUCGUCAAGCAUAACGGAGCAGAUGGAAACUUCUAAAAGGAGCGAGAAGGCAAAGACUACGACUUCGUCUGCACACACGGAUAAUGUAACGCAGAUAUCUGCGGCAGAUGGGGUGAUAAAUAACCUUCAGAGGGAUGACUCUCUAGACUCUGGUUCCUAUGGAAAACAGGCUGAGGCUCACGAUAGCGGCACACCAGCCAAAACUAUUGGCAGGUUUUCAGUGAUCAGCACGCAAGAUGAAUUAACUUUAACGGCGCCGCACUGCUUGAGGUUCUCGGCGCCGCCGGACGUCUAUUUGGAGCUGCCUUCCAGCCCUGAUCUGAAGACAGCCGUCCGACGGGUGCAGACGGCCUCUUCUGUCGAUGUCCUCUGUGACCAGGGCUCGAGCGAUUCUGCUGAGGAGCCUUUCCGCCGGCAGUCGGCCGCCGCGGCUCAGCUGUCCCCCCCGAGCAGCAGUGCAGCCACGGACUUAAUUAAAAAAGCAGCUGCUUUCCUGCAAAGAUCGGGCAAAGGUACCUCGCCAGGCCUCGAUUCGCCUAACGGGCAAGGAACAAAAAUUCCUACCAUCAACAUAACGUCUUUCCACUCGCAGUCGUCGUACAUGAGCAGCGACAACGACUCGGAAUUUGAAGACGCAGAUAUGAAGAAGGAAUUGCAGAACCUGAGAGAAAAGCAUAUGAAGGAAAUUGCUGAACUUCAGACUCAGCAGAAGAACGAGAUAGAGGCACUCUACAUUCGGUUGGGGAAGCCCCUUCCUCCCAACCUGGGCUUCCUUCACUCAGCCCCACCAAGCGGCCGUCGCCGAAGAACCAGCAAAAACAAAUUGAAAGGAGGAAAACUACUGAACCCUCUGGUCCAGCAGCUCAGGAGUGGGACAUCAAGCACAAGUAGGGCCGCCUGCGGGAAGGCUGUUCAGACGCAGCAGCCGUGCUCGGUCAAAGCCUCUCUGUCCUCCGACAUCUGCUCCGGCUUCGGCCCCGAGGGAGGCGACGGGAACGCGAGCUCUGGCCAAGGCUGGACGGUUUUCCACCAAACGUCUGAGAGAGUGACCUAUAAAUCUAGUAGCAAACCUCGUACCAGAUUCCUCAGUGGACCUGUGUCUUUGUCCAUCUGGUCCACCCUGAAACGACUAUGUCUAGGCAAAGAUCACAGUAGUAGAUCCUCAACAAACAGCCUGGUAACGUGUCCUGAGCCCCUCCCGCAAUCAACCCUGCAGGUUCAGGCCAACAACAGUAACAACAAGAAAGGGACGUUCACAGACGAUCUUCACAAGCUGGUUGACCAGUGGACGAGCAAAACUGUCGGAGCUGCACAGACAAAACCUUCUUUAAACCAACUGAAGCAGAACCAAAAAAGGCAAGACAUGGAGCCAAAGGCUAAUCCCAUGCAAAUGCAGAAUGAGACGAGUGGAAGUCUCCGCCUGCACCUCUCGCUCUACAGGCACAAGAUCCCCGCCGAACCCGAUGCGCUGACGACUCCUGCCCCUCGGUUUGGGUCGAAGGAGCAGCUGCGAUGCCUCCGGCGUCUCUCGGGUUCUGCCCGUGACCGCUGCGUCCCGCCGCUCGCAGCCGUCGGAGGGAAGCGGUGCUCCGGAAGUCGCCGAGUGCCGCCCCGCCGGUCACGUUGCCCGAAAGCCCUGCCCGCUGCCGUGCUCGCGGUGUUACGCUGCUACGGGGCCGAGCCGACGGGACCGUUGAACGGGUGCCAUCAAGCAGAUGGUGUCUUCGGCGUCGCUGGUGGUGCACGUGAGGAUGCAAGAGUUUGGUGGGCGGUGAAGGAGGCCCUUGGGCUGUGUCUCUCCGAUGCUGCGAAGUCCUGGGGAAGCCCUUUUAGCUUGAUCCCGGCGCCAUUUCAAUGCGAGGAAGCGAAGAGACGCAGGGCAGCCCCGCCGCGAGCACCCUCGUGGCUGCUCCCCAAGCCAGCGGCCGCGCUGCAUGCCAGGCUGAAACGCAGAUUUCUAGCGGGCAACUCCCUAACUGUUGCGACUUCAGCUGGUGCUGGGGCCACGUAA
Opisthocomus hoazin is the source of this 5307-nucleotide messenger RNA. NCBI's taxonomy places the organism in Eukaryota, Metazoa, Chordata, Aves, Opisthocomiformes, Opisthocomidae. The record is from RefSeq and is a predicted model, not a curated record.